This is a messenger RNA of Pipistrellus nathusii (Nathusius's pipistrelle), 504 nucleotides long. NCBI's taxonomy places the organism in Eukaryota, Metazoa, Chordata, Mammalia, Chiroptera, Vespertilionidae. The record is from the annotation of a GenBank genome assembly.
AUGAGCAGCAAGGAAUAUUUCAAGCGUGUACGCUCUGGCUACUGGGUCCGGGGAUGCCCUAGAGAAGAACAAACUCCAAGGCAAAGAACGAGAGGCCGUGGCAGUUCCGCCACUCCAUCUGACAUCUGUUACCGCUGCGGUGAAUCUGGUCAUUACGCUAACAACUGUGAUCUAAAUGAGGACAUCUGUUAUAACUGUGGGAGAAGUGGCCACAUCGCCAAAGACUGUGUUGACAAGCCUAAGCGCUCAAGAGAGCAGUGCUGUUACAUUUGUGGCAGAUCAGGCCAUCUGGCUCGUGAUUGUGACCACCAGGAAGAACAGAAGUGCUACUCUUGUGGUGAAUAUGGUCACAUUCAGAAAGACUGCACCCAAAUCAAGUGCUACCGUUGUGGCAAGACUGGCCAUAUAGCCAUAAACUGUAUCAAGAAAAUGGAGGUCAACUGCUACAACUGUGGAAAGUCCGGGCAUUUAGCCCGGGAUUGCCCCGUUGAAGAUACCGCUUAA